AACCUCUUUAAGAUAUAACUAACCAAAGGCAGCUUUCCAGUCGUAUCUUCAUCGUGAGACAAUAUAUAAGUCGCAAGACCCGCUUCGAAACAUCGGUUUCGUCCAUUGACAAACAGUAUCAACACAUAUCAUCCUAUCAAAUACGAAAACUUAUCAUCAACGAACAAUGUCAGAGCUCGAACAGAAGAUACAGGCCGCAUCAGAACGCAAUUCCCAACUUCUCUCCGGUCUCGCUGAAAAUGACUUCGCACCGCAAAAGCUUUACCAGCAAAUCAACUACAUCGCUGAUCUGGACACGCAGAUUGUGAAGUCCGAGAAGGAGGUGCACGUCCUGAAAAUGCGAACCUCAGCCGACCUCGAACAGCACAAGAAGUACUCCGAGUCCACAUUUCGACGUUUCGCGCACAUAGCAUCCGGAAGAAAGGGUCGAUUCGAGGAAAAAGCCGCCAAGGAAGAGAAGGACUACUACGAUGCGAUGAUGGCACAGAAGACAGCGGAAGACGGGCUUGCGUAUGCACGUCAAUUGCGAGCCGAGGCGGAGAUCGAGAGGAACAAAGUGGAGACUCAAGCCCAACGACAUGAUACCCUCCAGCACGAACUCGACGAACUGUACAACUCCAUCUUCGCGGGUUUCACGCCAGGUAUGCCCGAGGAAGACGCCAAAGAAUCCGCCGUAGCUGCCGCUCAACAGACGUGCGCUCGUUUCUCAGAAGCACUCGAGAGGGAACGUCAAGUCGUCCGCAUAUUGAACGAAUGCAAGUUGAAGCUUCAGAUCAUCACCAACGAACUGAGCGACGCACGUAAUAGUUCUAGGGGAGAUCUCUUUGGCGGUGAUACGCUGUUCUCCAUGAUGAAGCUCAAUGCCCUGCAGCGAGCCAAUAACUUGGUGUCGCAACUCGUUAUGCUCCAGGACCAGCUGAGGAAUGUCAAGCCUGACAUUGGAAACCUGGGGCCAAUAAAUAUUGACACCGGUUCAAUCUGGUCGGACGUCGUUUUCGACAACAUCUUCACAGACAUGGAGAUGCACGCUCAGAUUAAGCAAAACCAAGAACAGGUCGCCAAAUCCACCACAAUUCAUAACAGACUGAUGGACGAAGCUGCCGUGAGAGUGAACGAGCGGAAUGAAGAACUACAGCGAGCUAGCAGGGAGUUGCAGACGGCAAGACAAGAAUUGCAAAUAGCAAGACAAGAAGUGUUCAUCAAGGUGGCUAGGGGAGAACAUGUACAGGCUCAGGAUCCCAGAAUUACCGGUGUCAACAGUGACUCGUCUACCUUGUCUCCUGGUGCUCCGUUGCCGCUCCCAGUUCCUGAUGACUUUAAUGAAGCGCCACCAGCUUAUUCGGCAUAAGAAUGUAGAGGAGGAACAUUCCCAUAACUGCGGCUGUUAUACAACCACUGCCGUUGGGCUCAAUCUCAAUUAUGUAUGUGCAAAUUUAGGUCAGGGGGUCACUUGUUUCGUGUCGCUAGGGAUCUAGCACGCUUUUUAUCACGCUUUAUAUCCAUUUCGUUCACGCAUUCCUCUGCGUGUUGAGUAUUUUUUCAUUCAAUCAAACUAUUACGAUUCUUCAAUACCCGUUUCAUUCACACAUUGC
Messenger RNA from Aaosphaeria arxii CBS 175.79, 1592 nucleotides. RefSeq lists its product as uncharacterized. The transcript has a single exon. The record is from RefSeq and is a predicted model, not a curated record. Lineage: Eukaryota; Fungi; Ascomycota; Dothideomycetes; Pleosporales. The coding region runs from base 167 to 1348 and encodes 393 amino acids.